This is a messenger RNA of Cololabis saira (Pacific saury), 8964 nucleotides long. It is a transcript of the gene myocd, whose product is annotated as myocardin. Gene Ontology annotation, biological process: cardiac muscle cell differentiation; smooth muscle cell differentiation. The transcript is spliced from 13 exons. Bases 44 to 3028 code for a protein of 994 amino acids. Lineage: Eukaryota; Metazoa; Chordata; Actinopteri; Beloniformes; Belonidae. The record is from RefSeq and is a predicted model, not a curated record.
UAACCCGCUUCUGUAUCAAGCUUCUAGUCAUUGGAGGCGACCCAUGAAGAGAUGUCGUCCAGCGGGGAGUGAAGCGGGAGCCAUGAAUGCUGUGAAACCUGCAGAGGUCCACAACAGCAGUCCACAGGACGGACGGCGUCCUGAGCUCCCGCCGAGGCCCACACAGGCUCACGGAGACGACGGGCAGCAGGCGGAGAGGACCAACCGCGAAUCCAGGAAAGAUUCACCAGAAGGCAAGAAUGUGCUACAGUUGAGGCUUCAGCAGAGGAGGACACGAGAGCAGCUGGCAGAGCAAGGCAUCAUGCCUCUAAACCAUGGCAAGUUCCCCAAGCAGGAGGACUCGUAUGCUUUUGAGGAGGACAGCAGCAGCGAGAGUCUCUCUCCAGACCAGCACCACAGCGACGAGUCCCAGGGCUCGGCCUGCCCUUCGUCUGAGGCCGUCGGCAGCGCGGCCUCCUCUUCCUCCUCACCUGCCCUCACCAGCCCUCAACAGGGCGCUGCAAGCAGAGACCUGUCUGAUCCAAGCCAGGAGGAAGCGCUGUCUGCUGUCAACAGCAGCCAGGAUCCUCCCCCGACGCCGCUUCCUGCUAUCGCCAAGUCCAAGACGUCAGACAAGAACCGACACAAGAAGCCCAAAGAUGUGAAGCCCAAAGUGAAGAAGCUCAAGUACCACCAGUACAUUCCUCCGGACCAGAAGGCAGAGAAGUCCCCGCCGCCCAUGGACUCGGCCUACGCCCGCCUGCUGCAGCAGCAGCAGCUCUUCCUGCAGCUGCAGAUCCUCAGCCAGCAGAAGCACGCCCACACACACUCACAGACGCAACAGUCCCAGCAGCAGCCGCACACACACCCUCCCCAGACGCAGCCUCAGGCCCAGCAGAGACCCACCUUCAGCUACCAGCCUCACCCACAGGCCCACGCCCACAAGGGCACCAGUGAGCAGUCGUCGGCUUGUAGCUCCAGUGAUCCAUCCAGCACAGCCAACAGCAGCUCUUCCUCUCCGGUCAAGAACACGUUUCCAAACCAAAGCAGCAUCUCACCCGUCAAACCCGGGCCCCUGCCGGCUAAUUUAGAUGACCUCAAAGUUUCGGAGCUCAGGCAACACCUGCGCAUCCGCGGCAUGCCCGUCUCAGGCACCAAGACGGCCCUCAUCGAGCGACUCCGGCCCUUCAAGGACCCCAGUGUGGGUUCCUCGCCCACAAGGUCCUCCGACAUCACCACCCUGACCUUCCCCGUCACGCCGUCAGGGUCCCUGUCGUCCUACCAGUCCCCGUCCUCCUCCAGCACACUGUCGCAGGGAGGGUACUACCCUUACCCCAGCACCUCCUCCACCCCACCCAUCUCGCCCGCCUCCUCCGAUUUGUCUCUCAGCGGCUCGCUUCCUGACAGCUUCAGCGACGUGCCCAUGUCCUCGCCAACGCAGUUCGCCCUGCAGUCGUCCCCGGCACAGCUGGGCAUGGAGGACUGCCAGGGAGGGGGGGUGCAGCAGAGGCUGGGGGAGGGCGGAGGUGCUGACGGUCCGGAAGCUGAGAAGGAUAAAAUGCUGGUGGAGAAGCAGAAGGUGAUUGAAGAGCUGACGUGGAAGCUUCACCAGGAGCAGAGACAGGUUGAGGAGCUGAAGAUGCAGCUGCACAAGAGGAAACGCUGCUAUGGAGCAACGCAGGACGCCGCCCCGCCUCCGUCUCACCCCUCCAUGCUCCACCAGCAGCAGACUCCAGCCAUGAUGGGCCAGCACUUCUUUGGGGUGACAAUCAAGCAGGAGCCCAUGUCCCUGUCCUCCAGCUGCCCUUUGUCCUCCCCUAAGCAGCUCAAGAGCCCCCCCGGCAGCUGUAUGGAGGACAUGGGACACUGCAACAACCCUGUUGCAAACAUGGUGCCCCACGGCGGGCCGCAGUGCAUGGACACAGGCCCUUCCUGCGCGAGCCCUUCCACCAUGUCGGCCUUCCUCAGUCCGCAGUGCUCCCCGCAAGAUUCCCCCAUCAGGAAGCUCUCCAGCAGUUCACAACCAUCCUCCCCUAACAACCCCUACCUGCUGUCCCCCCCGCUGGGGAGAGACGGCUGCGGUCACCCCCACAACCACGCCAACGGCAGAGUAUGCAACAUGCAGAUGCAGCAGAGGGGCGGCGGCCAGCAGGUGAACCGCUCGUAUCCCCAGGUCGUCUUUCCUGCCUCAGCCGACUGCGGGCUGAACCACAACGACUCCGCCAAGGCCGAGGGCCAGAACAUGCAGCAAAAGAUGUCAGUUUUGCCGUCUCCUCGGCAUGUUGGCCAAAAGUGCCAGGUCUCUCCCCCUGCCUUCAGUAGCUCAGAUUCAGAUGCAUCUGACUUAAGACAGCCCCCAUGCUAUGAGGAUGCAGUCAAGCAGCAACUGACCCGCAGUCAGCAGAUGGACGAGCUCCUGGAUGUGCUCAUAGAGAGCGGAGAGAUGCCAGCGAAUGCCAGAGAAGAGAGAGAGAGGUCCUCUGUAACCAAAGUUGUGCCUCACAUUACUGUGUCCCCAGGGUGUCUCAUCCCGAGGUUCCACCGGCAUUACGAACACCCGUCCCUCAUCCAGCUCCCUUAUGACCACGCUGCAGGUCACCCCAGUGAGAGCCACCUGCAGACUCUUUUGGUCAGUCCCAUUGGGCGAGGAGGGGAGGUGGCCCCUCUUAAGAUGGCUGCAGACGACCGCGGUCAGGAAGUUGAAGGGAACAGAGACGUUGAAGGGUACAGCAGCCCCCACAACCACCACUGCCGCCCUCACCACCCCCAGCAGGACAAACUUCUGACCCACAGAGAUCUGAUGGACACCCCUCUGUCGCCCAUUAACAACAAGGUGCCCACGGUCCCCGAGGUGCAGGGGAUGGUCAGCAUGACCUUCAGUGAGACGCCGUGGGAGACGAUGGAGUGGCUGGACCUGACCUCCCCCAGCUCCGCCGCAGCCUUCAGCAUUGCUCAGCCCAGCGCUCCCAGCAUUUUUAACACGGAGUUCCUGGAUGUGACGGACAUUAGCUUGAACUCUGCUAUGGACCUUCAUCUGGAGCACUGGUGAAGGCAGUGCCGCCACCAAAGGGCUGGUUGCGCUAGCACCUGCGACCACAUUUAAGAACUAUUGAAACCUGCGCUCACAAGCGUCGGUCUAAGUGUGAGAGUUUUGCUCUCUUCUGUAAAACAGUGGAAUGUUACGACGACUCAACCGACUGCUAAAGGCUGACAGCCAAGUCUGAAGUGCUACUUCAUAACUCUGACUUCUCUUACUAAAAUGAUGCUCUCAUGCCGUUGUCAUACUCAGAAACCAAAGACCAGGUGCUUUUUUUUUUUUUUAUCCAGAUAAUUGUUGGCCUUUUUUUGGGCAACGAUGCGCACAAGUGCCAGAGACGUAUGACAGCGGACACAUGGAGGGUUUCUGUGCAGACACGAUGACGUGAUGCUUUAAGAUGUCAUCACUUCAUGCAGCUUCAGUAUUACACGACCUAGACUUGAAGACACGACGUGACAAUCAUUGUAUACUUUAUUGAGUCUUUAUUCACGUUACUGGAAAGAAAAAGAAAAACCCUAAAUGAUUUACAGUUUGAGUUGGGAUGCUUUCGUAGCAGAUCCGAGUUUAAUGCAACUAUGUGUACUGACGGACAGGCUGACAUGUAUAUUUCGUCAGUGCUGCGGGACGCAAACGACAGACCAUGUGUUUUAUGUAACCAGGGGCCUCAUUUAUAAAAGAGUGCGUAGGAUUCAUACUAAAAGUGUACGUGCGCUCAAAAGCCGAAAAUGGCGUGCGCACAAAAAAAAUCCUGAUUUAUAAAACCACGUGCACGCACAUUUAAACGCUAUGUUAGCUUCAUAAAUCACAGUCCACUUGGAAGGUUGCGCACGUGAAUUCGCCUCAUAUCCCGCCCUCUACACACCCACUUUCUACCAUCAAUGGUCAAUGCAAAGUACUUGAUGACUGUAUUUGCAUAUAAAUGAGCCUGCUGAUCAUGCGCAGCGGCUUCCUGCAGUCUGUUUCUGCUGUGCGUCAGGAUGAAUGAGACAUGCGUCGAGCCGGGCCACCGUGCCACUAAAUUCUACGGAGACCGAGAUGUUGUGGAUGAGGUGGAGGCCAGGAAAACGACAUUAUUUGGGGGUCACAGUAGUGGCACUAAUCACUAACAAAAAGAAAGCGAGUGAGUGGCAGCACGUCGUUGCUGCGCUAAACGCUGUGAGUGCCACGGACAGAUCUGUGGCAGAAAUAAAAAAGAAGUGGUGUGAUUUGAAGGUGGAGGCCAAGAGGGAUUGGCCCGGCACUCAUUUGUUAUGUCCUCAGUCACUCUACAGUUGUCAAGUUUGUAUAGAGAUACGCACAUUUUCCCGUUACGUGUUUUUUUAAAUCCUAACCUUUGCGUAGAAGGUGGCGUGCGCAUCUUUCAAGCCCUGUUUUGUGCGCACGCAAGCUUUAUAAAUGAGGCCCCAGUUCAUCAUUUGAUGUAAAUACGAUUUUUAGAAAAAAAAAAAAAACAAUCACUGCGCACCUCUAGCUUAACACACACUUGUCACACAUUGCUUGGGCUUAGAAUAUGUGUGUAGGAAUGGUUUCAUACUUUUAUACAAGUUUAUUUUCACUAUUUGUCAUAUUUUUCCACAGGACAACAUUAUGGAGAGAAAGCGAUGUGUUUUUAAAAGUUUUUGGUCUUAUUAGCAGACAGAGUGAGCCUUAUUUGCACAUAAGGCUCUGAAAAAGAAAAGAAAAUAGUCCCAUUUACUAUUUUGUAUUAAAUGAUUAUAUCCCCUUUUAGAAAGUUUCAACAUUUACCAAUUUUUCAUAAAAGCCAGACAUUCUACAAAAAGGAAGAAAAAAGUAAAUAUUUUUAAUAUAAAUUUUGUCUUUACUAAUGUCAUCAUUUCAUUUUUCCAGGUGAAUCACAGUUAUUUAUUUUGUGAUUUUUAUAUUUAUACUUGAUCCUGUAUUUAUGCUGACAUUCCUUUCAGACUGAUUGGGGCUCUUCAUUAUUUUUUUUUGUUUGUUUGUUUUGUUUUAUUUACCAGGUAACUAACGUUAUUGACCACUGAACACUUCACAAAUCAGUUUUCUUAAAAAUGUGAUGCAAAAUGAAGGAACCACUUUGAAAAGCUAUGCUUUCUAAAAAUCACUUUUUUCUUUAACCAUCAUAGUGAAUGCCCAUUGUAAGCACUUGUGAAUAGGAAAGUGUAAUUUAUUCUGAUCUUAACUGUGAAUAUAUUCAUAUGAACAAAGAAUAAACUUCACCAAAGCCUACCUUGACACGCAGUGGUUAGACAAGAAUAAGAAUUCCAAGCUCGGAUGCCUUUAACGUUUUCAUUUAUUGUCUGCACACAAGUGAAAAACACGACUUCUUUCCAUGAGUCACAUGAAAAUGUUGAUACAACUUUCAUAUCUGUCCACUGAAGGUCAUUAGCCGAUAGCAUGUUAGCACAAAUUCCACAGAGUUUGGAGUCCCACAAGGCGCGGAACUGGUGUGGUCCGGUUUUGUAGUGGCAUUUUGUCGUCCAAGUUCUGCCUACUCGGCUAGAUUCCUGGGAUCACGACUUUUCGAUAUCGUGUCAGGAUCGUGCUGCGGUGUUCUUGUUUACAGUUGUGUCAUUUUAAAAGUAUGAGUUCUGACACUAAGAUGAACUUUUGACUUCUAACCUGAACCUCUCCUUACACAUGCUUCCAAUCUCUUCUGAAUUGUUUACCAACAGCCUCAAGAGGUUAACAUAAUGUCCAUGAACAAGUCAGAGCCCACUGGUGGUGUUUUAUUUUGAAAGUUUACCAGAUUCUCUAUACAAGUACUACACAAGUUCCACUGAUCUGUUUGUGUUAAAUGUUUUCCUGCUUCAGUACACCUGCCUGAAAUUAAGGGAUCAUUGAGAGGCUUAUGCCUGGGUCAUACUUCUGCACUGAAGCUACAUGCGUAGGCUAUGCAUGGCGCUCACGCCGUCUUUGGCAUUUAUACUUCCGGGGGAAUAGUUUGGGUUGCGGUGUAAUUACACCACCAACUGCUAGGUGGCAGUGCAGGUUCUUUUUCUGCAGCACCGUAGCUAAUAAUGAUCCCUUUCCUAUUUUUUACUUCCUCAAUUGUAAUGAAUUUCCCUUUGGGAAUUUAUAAAGUAUUUUGAAUUGAAUUGGACUGAAUAUGUGGCUCAGACAAAGCAACGGCGCUAAUAAAGUAUGUUUUAUGCAAGUUCAAUCUAUUGUUCAAUGACUAUUACAUUCAGAGAGGUGCACAUCAGGCUACAACGUAGCCUUCGCCAUUGGGUUCACACCUACGUCGUAGCUACCGCAUAGCUUUGAAGAAAAAGUAGAAAUCUGGCUUAAUGCAGACCUUGAUGCCAAGCAAAUGAGAUGGUACAUUCAUUUAAACCAGAUAUGUUCGGCACGGGGAAAAACUUGAAACAUGCAAGGCAGGAUUAAAAAUCACUGCUCUGCACCGUUAUCAUAUCUGACUUCUAACUUGUUUAUGUUAUGUUUAUGUAAUAAUUGCUCGGGGGUCAUGUUCUGGGUCUCUGGAAAGCACCUAGAGACAACUUCUGUUGUAAUAGACGCUUUAUAAAUAAAAUUGAAAUUGAAACUAGCUUAAACUGCUAUGAGUGAACUGAUGUGGCUUACCUGCGGUCUGGAUGAAUAUCUUUAGCAGAGCGGAGUGGAUGGUCAUUUGUGGGACACUUCUAAAGCGCUCCACGGUGCCUUCUCUGAGUGCCUUCCCCUUGACCAGAAUCACCACAUUUCAAAGUGGCUUGCGCGGUGCUGCCGUUGCAGUUGCACAUCCUGCAGGACUUGAGAUUUACUACUAUAGAAACAGCUAGCAUUGGUUUAAUCGUAGGUCACAUAGCUGGCUUUAUCAGAUCUUCUUUUGUACUUAUUGGACUCUUCUUAUCCCCAUCAGAUACAAAAGAAAACUGUAAACUAACCUGUUGUUAAGAGUCUUAUGCAAAAUGCAAUCACCCCAGGAAAGGUUAUCUUGUUAAUCCAUCCCCCGAACUGCUGAAGCUCACCAGUUGUUCUGUUGAAACUAGUAUGUCUAUAAAACCACACCUGGUGUUCGCUUUGACAUGUGAUGUUGAUUUAAUCUUUCAACAGUAAUCUUUAGGGACACAAUCUCACUGCACAGCCAAGAGACAGAGAGGUUCCAGUUUCGUUGGGUGAGGAUUGCGUCUUUGCCUUUUUGAAGAUCAUUUAGUGUGAUUCCACUUCCACUGAGAAUAGAAGUCCUGUGUAAACUGAGGUUUGCACCUCAAAAUCUCAGGAAAUGGUCUUCUGUUGAAAGAAGUUGACUGCUCAAACUUUGUUAUGAAUGGAUUGUUCCCUCGAGUGGAGGAGCAUCUCAAGGUUGUUGACAUCUGGAGGUAGAUCAGAACACGUGACUGACAGGUAAAUUGAACCACUGUCUUCAGUGAUGUAUACGUUGUACUCUUCUGUCAUGAUGAAGAUUAUGCUCACGAUCUUAAGGCAGUAACUAAAAUAAAGAGCAAAUACAGGUACCGGUAACUGAAAUUAACGUCUUUCAAAGGGUGUUUGGGCUGACCUUUAGGGAUAGUGAGGAGUUAUCCGCUCAGAGUAAAAGGUACUGCUUUGUUCCAUCAAAAGGAGCACUUGAGAUGUUUUGGGCAUCUAGUAAAGAUGCCAAGGUAGUUUAAUGGGACCUAAACCUUUUAGUGUUCCUCAUCGUUGUUUAGGUACUUAAGCACAGUCUGAAAUACUGCUAGGUAGUGGGUGGUGUUGACCCAGUGCUGAAUAGGUAUGCUGUAGGCAGGAAAUAACAUUGCUCAGCCAUCGUGUCCUUCAAACUCGACGCUUCUCAUUCACUGCCAUCAUUGCAGGAUGUGCAAAUGGCAAAACUAAUGCAGCAGCCAUCUCAACUCCUUUAAUGUUGGUCUUGUCGUUAGAUUUUUCCUUGUUUUUUUUCCUUUUUUGGCAUCUUCUUUUUCGUUUAUAUACUGGCAGUUGUACUACACCCACUCCUUCCAUUCGGUGGAUCCUACUGGGCCCAUCACGGUAAUGGUGACAACGGAAGAAAGGACCGAGGACAUGGUUUUACCCGACCCCUGCUAGUGAAAAUCCACCUAAUUUCUCUUGGCUGACCUCUGAACGCAUUGGUACACACAAUAAAUAAGAGGAUGUGUUUGGAGCAGGAAAGUCUGGCAAUCUCUGCUAAUACGUAUUAGUUAAAUCAUCACUUUAUUUUUCAGUUACAUUUUGGUCUUCUUUUAAUCAGUUACAUUAGAAUGUAAUACUUCUCUUUGUUUCCAGUAAUCUGUGAAGCUUCAGCUAUCAACAUCUGUUCAAUUACCUGGAUUAUAAAUGGUAAUAGAAAUACUAUUACGUGCCUGUCCAGCUCAGCUCAUAAUUGCAUUAGUGAAGCCAUUUUAUUCUUCCCAUUUUAACGAAGCAGCAACAAACUAAAUAUGAGCCAUAUGAUACUUCUUUUUUUCACAGCCAAUCACAUCCUCAGCUUGGCCACAGUCACUCCCAUCUCGCGUUUGUUUCUCUUACGCCACAAGAACUUUAUUUCUGUACUGAACAGAUAUGAAAGUUGUGUUAAUCAUAUCAUCUAACUUAAAAAAAAGACUAUAUCUGAGUUAUUUCUCAAAAUAGCAAGUACAUUUGCAUUCUAAGUCCUCUGCAAACAUGGGUGUAAUUCUUUGUUUUGACCAACUGUUUUAUUUUAUUUGUUUCAGAUUUGCUUAUGAAGUGUUACACUUGUUUAAUGGGUUAUAUGGACUGAUGCCUUAAUGACAAGAUGUCAAUGCUGAUAUUUGACUUCCCAUCAUGUGUUGUAGGAAUAUAUUAUGGCCAUUUGUAGCCAUUUGGGUUCGUUUUGCAAUAAUUGUCCUAAAGGUGAAAAAGUGACAAGGAAAAAAAAAAAAAAAGCAUUUGACAGAAGCUUCCACGUGGCUUGGCCACCGACUUGCUUUACUAUGAUAAAAGCCAGUAUUUUACCUGCAUCCCUGUAUCCUACAGAAUCAUGAGCAAUAAAAAUAUCACAAGCAAAACUA